Messenger RNA from Sphaeroforma arctica JP610, 1693 nucleotides. RefSeq lists its product as hypothetical. The transcript has a single exon. NCBI's taxonomy places the organism in Eukaryota, Ichthyosporea, Ichthyophonida. The coding region runs from base 118 to 1347 and encodes 409 amino acids. The record is from RefSeq and is a predicted model, not a curated record.
CUUUUUUUAUAUCAGUUUGGGACUAUGUACUGAAGUAUAUAUGUGAAAUCCAGGAUGCUUGCUUCACCAUUUUAUGUGUAUCAAAUAUAGUCAGUCAGAUCAAAUAACUUCUGAACAAUGGUGUCAUGUAGUAAAUACCCAUCGUCGUUGCCAGAGAGCGCGAUGAAGUUAUUCCACUCUUUUGAAGUGAAGAAUUCGUCUACGCGUGAACUAAAGCAGCAAUCCGCGAAGCGGCACACGUCCAUGGUCAGUCGUCCUACUACCAAGGAAGAUCGACUGCUGUAUAAGUUUCCGAUCAGUACAAAUGAUGGUUUGUCGAGUAUGAGCAUGGAUGUGAGUCUUUCAGACGUUAUGUCUGAAUUCAAUCACUUGCUUGACACUGUCGAUCCAGCCAUUUACAAUGUGGACCCGUCUGUCUAUGACAUACUAGAUUACAACACGUCACCGGAGCCCACAAGCAACUUCCCGACUCUUACGUCGGAUUCGCCGUUCGAUACAAGCCCGCCGUUUGAUGCCAAUUCGCCCCUUGAUACGUUCUCGACGUUUUCUUUCUCUGAAAGAGGUCGUAGUAGUCUGACGCAUCUGGCCUUAGGUGCAAGCUUCGGCGCCGAGGGUAACGCACUCGCAGGUAUCGAUACGAACAUGUCAAUGGAUCGAACCACCGCCCCAACUCCUGUUAGCUUUCACGAGCUCAACGCGCAAUUUAAUCUUACGAGCAGUCUAUUUGGUACCACAAACUUGACGUCUUUUGGGCAAUUCCAGAAUCUCAGCGACAACAAUAUCGUCAACGUCGCCAGCCCGCGACAUUCCUUCACGCUGCCAAGCGCUUCAUCUGUGCCGAACGUAAGCAAUGCAUGUAACAACGAAUUACAUAACAAUAAUGAUAUUAAUGACAUUCUGUCGGCCGAAUUGGAACCGGCAUCCAGCCAGCUGACCUCCAUGCGUCAGUUUAAGAGCCUAGAGAACGUCCGCGACGAAAAUCGUAUAGAGAGUCCUGAAACAAAAUCGAACAGCCCGAGUAUGUGCCCAACAUCUGGCACGGAUGAUGCUGCCGCUAAAAAACGAUACCGCCGACGACCCACAGAAUUGAACAGGGGUUAUGAGUGUGUUCUGCCUGGGUGCGAGAGACGGUAUGAAGCCUGGCGCUCAUUACAACACCACCUGCGUACCAACCACGGGGUUACCACCAAGGUCAUCAAGGGGUGUGUUUACAUUGAAGAGAAUAAGAGUGGCGUCUUUGGCUUAGACGGCUGCAUAGGCACCACACAGUCUCUGCGGCGACACUCGUCGGUGUCGUCUUUGGUGCCAAUUGGCAGAGACGGGAGAUCCGGCUCCACCUCGGCUUAGAUGGCACAGUUUAUCGGCCAACACGAGCCGUGGUAACCUUACACUGGAUGUGCUUCAUGGGUUUACAGUGUGUGUGCUAUGAAGUAUAAAUUAGUGAUAGGGAUUGAGUGUUUCACGGCAGGCUUGUAGCCGGUCGGAAUUUUGAAGCACCCUGAUAGUAGUUAGCGGACUAUAGAAGACCACUUUACCGUUUUGAGACUUAGCUUCUGUUUGACUGGGAGAGGUAAAUUGUGAAUAUAAUUCAAGUGGACAAUGAAAUAGAAUACUCGACAAGAGUUGAAUAGUACCCGACGCUGCCAAACAACGUGCGGGUAAACAUGUAGAAAAUAUUAAAAUUUUGACUAGC